AUGGCACACUUACCACCAAGGGCGCCUAACAUGACACAAAAUUGGCCUGAUUUUUCGCUUCAUCAAAAAAUGGAUAACUUAGCUCCGUCCGCUCAUAAUUUAUGGGCGGACGAAUUCCUCGACAUGUCGUCGAGGCGUGGGUCCCACCGGAGAUCAAUGAGUGACUCCAUUGCUUUUUUGGAGUCGCCCAUGGUCGAAGAAUGCCGGAGGCUAUCCAGUACUACUCCGGGAUCCGGUGGGACCACUAACGGUCACGAGGAAUUCGAGAGAUUCGAAGACGAACAACAGAUCAUGUCCAUGUUUAACGACGACGUCCACGACAUGUCGUGUUCCAACCCGUCAUCGCCGUCCGAUUACAUCAACGUUAAUGAAGAUAAAAAGAUGAACGGCCCUGAUCAGAUGAUGAUGCAGCUUAAGAGUGAUCAAAAUGAGGAAGUUGAAAGCUCAUGCAAGACUAAUGAGGAAUUAGCCACAGCUAAUCAAAAUGCAAGUACUAACAAUAUUGAAUAUUCUUCUGAAAGAGUUGUUGAUCCCAAGAGAAUUAAAAGGAUACUGGCAAAUAGACAAUCAGCGCAAAGGUCGAGGGUGAGGAAACUACAGUACGUAUCGGAGCUCGAACGUAGUGUUAGCACUCUUCAAGCUGAAGUUUCUGUUCUAUCACCAAGAGUUGCAUUUUUGGACCAUCAACGUUUAUUGCUAAAUGUUGACAAUAGUGCCCUCAGGCAAAAAAUUGCAGCUCUAGCCCAAGAUAAAUUGUUUAAAGAUGCUCAUCAAGAAGCAUUGAAAGUGGAAAUAGAGAGGUUGAGGCAAAUUUAUUACCAACAGAACAUGAAGCAGCAAAUGGACAACAACACUACACCACUUGCUGAUUCAACUAAUACUCCUCCUGAGAUCAAAGUACAACUUAGUGUCAAUUAGGAAAGCUAGACUAUCUGAUGGCAUUUAGCAAAAUUCAUGUGGGAAAAUCUCCUUUAUCUGACAAGAUAAGAUCACUGAAUCGAUCUCUCAUAUUUUCUGGGACCAUAAAAAUCUUAUUUUACUAUUUAGUCAAUGUUU
Messenger RNA from Solanum verrucosum, 1056 nucleotides. Its product is annotated as basic leucine zipper 34-like. Gene Ontology annotation, cellular component: nucleus. The transcript is spliced from 5 exons. Gene Ontology annotation, biological process: positive regulation of DNA-templated transcription. NCBI's taxonomy places the organism in Eukaryota, Viridiplantae, Streptophyta, Magnoliopsida, Solanales, Solanaceae. Bases 1 to 918 code for a protein of 305 amino acids. The record is from RefSeq and is a predicted model, not a curated record. Gene Ontology annotation, molecular function: DNA binding; DNA-binding transcription factor activity.